Molecule: messenger RNA, 1494 nt
Organism: Paramecium pentaurelia
Lineage: Eukaryota; Ciliophora; Oligohymenophorea; Peniculida; Parameciidae
Source: the annotation of a GenBank genome assembly
AUGAAAUCUCCUUAAAAAGAUUUUGAUUCAACAUAAAUUGAUAAAAAGAUGAGUUCCUUUUGGUAAUUUAAAAACAUAUCAAACUUACCUCUUAAUAUCAGUUUUGAUAGAUUCAAUGUGUAUUCUGAAAAGAAGAAAACGUUUAAAGUGAUAGAGAUAGCUAAGAUGAGGAGUUUGAUCUUUAAGAAAAAGAAGAAUCAAGUAUAAAUGAUAUUUGAUUUUAGACUGGAUAUAUGAUAGUAGAUAUAACAGAUUGUAUUAUAUCAAUAGUAGAAAACAAUCAUAUUGGUCAUGGACUUUCCUUUACUAAGUCAACCUUUAAGUUUCUAAUAUUUGGGUCUUUAAUUCUGGAUUGGUUUGAAUCAUUAAAAAAAUAUUGUUAUUAGACAGAAUUUAGUAAUAAGUAUGAGUUAUUAAAUUUACUUAAUAGAGGAUCAUCAUACAAAGUAUCAAUUUAUAAUAAAUUAGGUAUACGAAGCAAUUAAUAUCUACGAAUAAACUAAUUAUACUGUGAAAGUAUAUGAGAAAUAAAUAUUAACAAAAUAAUCUGAUAUUGAUGCAAUCAAAAAGGAAAUUUAAAUCUUUAGAUUAAUGAAUCAUCCUGGAGUUGUAAAUUUGAUAGAAGUAUUUGAAAAUGAAUAAGAAUUUCUAAUUGUAUAUGAUUCAUUUGAAGGAGGUACUUUAACUGAUUUGAUAAAAAAAUAUCAAAUACCAGAAUAAUAAGCAAUUAAGAUAAUGUUCCGAUUGCUUAAUUCAAUAAGUUAUAUUCAUGAACAAUGUGUUCUUCAUAGAAAUUUAAAACCAGAAAAUAUCUUAGUAAAGAAUCCUUUGGCUCCAUAUAAUGUUUAAAUUAGUGAUUUUAGUCUUGCAGAUUUCUUUAGAAGAGAUGUUAAAUAUUUAUUUACUCGUUGUGGUACUCCUGGUUAUGUGGCUCCAGAAAUUCUAUAAGAUAAAAGUUAUGAUUUUAAAGUUGAUGUCUACAGUUUAGGUGUUAUCUUCUAUACUAUGUUAUCUGGAGGUAUUUCACCAUUUCCAACCAAAAAUUAUGAUGAAAGGAUAUUUCUCAAUUAUCAUGGUCAAAUUGAUUACUCUAUAAUAGAUGCAUCAUCUGAUGCACUUGAUUUAUUAAAGUAGAUGCUUGAAAUCAAUCCAUAGAAACGUAUUAAUUCAUCUUAAGCAAUUUGGCAUUCUGUAUUCAAAGGUUUACAUAAACUUAAAAUUACUAGUCUAGAAUCAGAAAAGAGAAAUUCUUCAAUUAAAUUAACUAUUAAAUAAAGUCUACCUCCUAAAACUAUUGAGAAUCUAAAAUUAAUCCCUUGUCCUAUUAAUUAAUUACCUCCUUCUUCAAAAUAAUAUUAGAGAAGAUAGAAAUUUAGAAUCACAUUUAAAAAUAGCCGCUAAACAUUAAGUAAUGCUUCAUCUCCUAUGAUGUCACCAGGAAAGAAACUAUUUUCAACAUAAUCACAAAGAACACUCUUUUCUAAUUUCACUUGA